Messenger RNA from Pleuronectes platessa (European plaice), 4762 nucleotides. Its product is annotated as target of Nesh-SH3. The coding region runs from base 98 to 3058 and encodes 986 amino acids. Gene Ontology annotation, molecular function: protein binding. The record is from RefSeq and is a predicted model, not a curated record. Lineage: Eukaryota; Metazoa; Chordata; Actinopteri; Pleuronectiformes; Pleuronectidae. Gene Ontology annotation, biological process: positive regulation of cell-substrate adhesion; extracellular matrix organization. The transcript is spliced from 24 exons.
UGAACAAGAGACCCGCAGACACUAACAGCUCCUGGUCGCUCCUCAUCCUCCUCUUCAUCCCCUUCAUCCUCCUCAUCCUCAUCUCCUGGACGCUGGGAUGGCGAGCCUCCUCCUCCUCCUCCUCCUCCUCGUGCUGAUGCUCCUCAGCGGGACGCCGGCUCAGAGGGUCAGAGCUGGGCGUCAGAACAUGAGAGUUCGGAUCAAGGCGAGCGGCGACACCAUCGUGAUGCAGUUCGUGCGUUCGAGCCCGGACGUGAAGCUGGAAGGUUUCAUCCUGGGCUACGGCAGCGGCCUGUUCUCCAAACAGUGGAUCCAGCUGCCGGAGGACGGACGGGCCUUCGAGGCCGAGAUGGACGCAGAGCCAAAGUACCUGGUGGCCGUUCAGCCAAUCCCAGUCAACGAUGUGAAGAAGCACUGCACAGGUCAAGUGAACCUGGACAAAGCGCUGCACCUGGUGAUCGGCUCCGUCAGCCCCACGGCCGUGCUGCUGUCCUGGGGACACGACCUGAAGACGCCGUACGAAGGAGACGUCCUGAACGAGUGUCUGGAGGACGGGUUUUACACCAUCCGCUACAGAGAGAGGAACAGGAAGUGGAAUUAUCAGACCUGCCCCACCGGCGACACCGUCAUCGACAACCUGAAACCAAACACGGUGUACGAGUUCGGCGUCCGAUCCAACAAGGACGAGCGCAGCGGCGCGUGGAGCCAACCGGUCGUUCACAACAUGAACAAUAAAAAUGCUCAGAAGACGUUUCAGCUGCGUAACCCUCUGGUCAAACCGCUGAAGCCUCACAGAGCUCACGCUCUGUUCCCCCCCCGUCCUGCUCUACACAACCGCACACAGCCUCGACUGUCUCCCCUCAAACAUCCGGGAUUCCCCGGAGCGCCGCGCACGUCUUUUGACGAUGGAAACUCUGUUAGAAACGACACCAGGCGCCCGACGGGUCCUCGUCCUUCUGUCCGACUGCUGCCGUCCACAGUGGACACCACAGCCGCCCCCCUCACUAGAUCCCCCCCCCACAGGGACUCGCCUCAGAAUGCUCAGACGCCCUCUAGUGCACCGGAGAAGCCUCGUUACCCUGCCGAGAACUGCUCUCACGACUCCUUCCUGUUCACUUUGUGUUUCUGUGUGAUGGUUGCUUCAGGACGCUCUCUGUUGGUCCGACACAAAAACAACAGAAUCAUCUGCAAACAGUCGAACGUCUUCUCAACAGGCUUCAUCUGCUGUGGGGAUUCAAACAAACCUUUAUUUAUCCUUGUUGACAGGUCGAGGACGAUCUCGUACUGGGACACUCGUCUUUGUCUCGUUAAACCUUCUUUCUCCCUUGCAGCUUUCAGCCAAUCACAGGACGGAUCAUCGCUGCUGAGAACAGCUCUGACCAAUGAGAGGGCUAGAACUAACAGCUGGGGUAAUGACGACCUCGUGGCGCUUCCUCCGUCUCGCUCUUUGUCUGCUGUGAAUCUGCCGCCAUCUUGUUCCCCAGCUUCCAGUUACACCUGCAGCUCAGUCUUUGUUUGCUCGCUCUCCGAGUCGCAUCUCAUCCAACAUGGCCGCCACGUCCUGCAUGCGGCGCACAAUCUUACAGUCAUGGUUGCGUCAUCACAUCAGAACUCCGGCCCGUCGCUGCCUUUACCCCCGAACAAGCCGGUGGCCAGAUCCUCCAGGCCGGAGCCAAGAACACCCCCCCUCCCCUCCUCUAACGGCUUCAGACAGCCCCGUCCCUCCUCGUCCUCUAGAACCAGUAGCUCGUCCCCGACCUCCGGGACACUCGGGGUUCCCGGACAUCGCCACCGGGGCAUGUCCCCGCCCAAACCAGCCUUAUGGCACCGACACCGACUGGUGAACAACUCGCUGCUGGACGACACGUCUCAGCUCCCGGACGUGUUCGCUCGCUCUGGUCCUGGGGUCGAGGAGGAGCGGUUUCACGGGUCUCCGGCUCGUCCCCUCAACAAGAGGCCGAACCUGGUGGGGAAACCUGGAGAAACAGACAAAGUCAACGACUUCAAGCUGACGGACAAGUUACAGAUCCUCAAAGCCAAAGUCCCUCCAGCCUCCUCCAAACCAGAGCGGAGACCGACCACCACCACCACCACCACCGCCACAAGUAGGACCAGGACCAGGACCACGGUGGCACCGACACCUGCGACUCGACAGGAAACGUGGGAAGACUCCGACCUGUUCAAGUCUCAGCCGACCUCAGAAAUCGACGCCAUGGGAAAUAAAAGAUUUGUUGCUCCUCACGUCGUUUAUCAAACAGGAAAGAGACCGGACGAGCCGUGUUCCAUCACCUCCUCCCUCAGCUACUUCCCUGGACACGAACACGGGGAAGCAAACGCCACUGCGCCGCCCAAGACUCCGCCCUCAAACCUCACGGUGGUGACGGUGGAGGGGUGUCCGUCCUUCAUCAUCCUGGACUGGGAGAAAACCGACAACGACACCACGGAGUAUGAAGUCAUCUCCACCGCUAAAGGACCUGAUGGCGAGCAGGUUUCCAUCCUGACGACCAACCAGACUCACACGGCGGUGGAGAACCUCAAACCUGAGAGCAGUUAUGAGUUCAAGGUGAAAGCAAAGAACGAUCUGGGUUCGGGUCCGUCCAGCGAACCAGUUUCCUUCAACACAGAAUCAGCCGACCCUCGAGUGAGCGAGAACGUGUCAGGUAAAGACGCCAUCUGGACUCAGUUCCCCUUUAAGACGGACUCGUACUCCGACUGUCACGGGAAACAGUACGUGAAGAGGACCUGGUACCGGAAGUUUGUUGGUGUCCAGCUGUGCAACUCGCUGAGGUACAAGAUCUACCUGAGCGACUCGCUCAACGGUAAAUUCUACAACGUCGGAGAUCAGACCGGCUUCGGCGAGGAUCACUGUCAGUUCGUCGAUUCCUUCCUGGAUGGAAGAACGGGUCGACAGCUGCGAGCCGACCAGCUGCCGCCCAGACCCGGUUUCUACAGAGCCGUGCGACAGGAGCCUGUCCACUUCGGACAGAUGGGAGGACACUCCCACGUCAGCUACGUCUCUUGGUACGAGUGUGGAACGCCAAUCCCAGGAAAGUGGUAGACGGACCCGAGCUCAGAGCCGUCCUGGGAGACGCCUGAAAGACGAGCAGGUCCUGAGAACGAGCCGGAGCUGAGACGUCAGAACCCAGAGCUUCAGAAACAUGGACCUCAUGGUCAGGGAACUUAAACUGAAUCAGUAAACGUGUGUCGUCUUCAGUAUUUAUCAAAGUGACGUUCGUUUCCUGUGCAGUAAAACAAAUCUCACGUAGUAGAUUUUAUUUCGUGUUCAGAUCAUGGGAAGCUGGCUCCCUGUUUUCAUGUUAUUUAUCUGAAGCUCUUUGGUCACAUGACUCCACCACGGAGACGCUUCUUCUUCUUCUUUCAAAUGGAAAUAAGACGACGUCCUGCUUCACUUCCUCCUCUGACACAAACUGGAUCUAAACAAACGCAAAAUAAAAACAACGAGACGUAAACUCAACAUCCGACCAAUUCACUUUUCAGGAAUCAAGAAAUCCAAAAUGUUUCCAUGGAUCUGAGAAGAAAGUGUAGAAUAUAUAACAGAAGAACCUUUUCUUUCCUCAUCAGGUAUCUGCAGAAUAUGAAUCACUUUCUCUUUAUUUAUAAAACAUAAGGAAACGUGACGAAAUUUUGACAUUUUUACUUAAAAAUCUGCGUAAAAGUAAAUUAUUUGAUGACCGAUGUUGCCGUCCUCUUUGUUCGAUGUUUAAAUUCAGGCCAGAUUUUGUGGGUUUUAACGAUUCGUACAUUUCCGAUCAUUGUCACGAACGCUGCUUCGGACUCACACAGAGGAAACAAUAUGGAGGCUUCUACACUUUGCAAUUUGCACAACAAAAAUGUAUUUAUAUGUAUAUGGAGAGAAUGUAUUUUUAUAUACAUUCUUGCAGAUGCAUCACCAUGGCCUCUUUUUUGCGAUAACGUUGUAACUCUUCUUCUCUGACGCUAAAGCACAAAUCUGACAGGAGAAAAUGGCUGAUAAAUCUAAAUAUUCAUAUUUAAACAAACUCUUUGUGUAUUUUACCAAACAAACAGACGAUAAAGUUGAGUUGUUGUGGUGGUUAGCAUUGGUUAGCAGAGGUAUAACAACGGCUACUCAAUUCUAAAGCUACGUGGCUAGCUCACCAGCUGCUCAUUACAACUAGUUAACAAAGAGAUGGAAACUGUUUGUUAUGAGAAUUAUGUCGAGCUGAAAGUGUCAAAUAUGACAUUGGACAAAAAGUCUUUAUAUUUUCAACAUCAAAUCAAACUGGGAACUUUAGCUAAGCUAGCUUCAUUAGCAAGAAAAGCGCAAUGACUGACUUCCUGAAAAUCACAAAAUGUCAAGAUAAGUAUCUGAAAGUUUCAUAGAGAACAAUAAAGUCCGGUAGUGACUAAAGGAAGGUGAGCUAAUCAGUGGGUUUGUAUCUUGCUAAUUAGCCAAGAAGUUCAGCUUUCUAUAGAUGUACGAGUUCACAGGACUUUAAGGUGUAAAAUGUAACACUGGGUUUGUCUAAAUAUAAAAAUCUGACCUUUUUUCAAGUCACCAUGUAACUCAAAUGUCGUAGAACAGUCCUGGAUCGGGGCUAAGAGCUAGCAUGCUAAUGUGUUUUUGUCAUUGAGCCAUUCAUUUCCUGUUGUUUUUAAUGUUUGUCCUGGUGACGCUGAACUUUAACGACUCUUCCACCAAAUCAUCGUGUCAAAUAUUUUCUGUACAUUUGUUUUUAUAUUAUUUUCAACAAUAAAGACGUUUGAUUCUUUUUUUAAAGAA